Molecule: messenger RNA, 402 nt
Organism: Parnassius apollo (apollo)
Lineage: Eukaryota; Metazoa; Arthropoda; Insecta; Lepidoptera; Papilionidae
Source: the annotation of a GenBank genome assembly
AUGAGUGAAUCGCCGAUAAAUGACUACCACAUAUUAACCACUCUUCACUCAUAUGACGAUUCCCAGGCUACACCUAGUCAAAUAUUAUCACGGAGCUUUGACUUCACAAUUACUGAUUCUAUUACGGUGCAGGAAAUGAAGGACACUAUAAAUAAUUUACGGUCAGAGAUCGCAAGUACGCAAAAUGAGCUGGAUAAUACUAUAAUUGAGAACAACGACCUUCGGAGACAAAUCACAAAAUUAACACAAGAAAAUAACCUACUAAAAACUCUAUGUCAAUCACCAAUAAAGGAUAUCCAAAUGAAACACCAAAACAUAAUAAAAGAGAAAAAUAUUCAUUCUGCUCACUUCAAAGUUUUAUAUUCGCCCUUCGAGGGCUUCUACGCCCUUAAAAUUAUCUGA